Molecule: messenger RNA, 2754 nt
Organism: Iphiclides podalirius (scarce swallowtail)
Lineage: Eukaryota; Metazoa; Arthropoda; Insecta; Lepidoptera; Papilionidae
Source: the annotation of a GenBank genome assembly
AUGGAAACUGAUGUACGACGGUGGAAGAUGGCGCGCAGCGGUGGCGGGGCGGGCGCGGCGGCGGUGCGCGUGCGGCUCUCACCGCCUUAUCUCUCGCGACCUCCGCCGGACGCGCACGCACGCCGCUCCGUCUCGAACGCGCCCGCGCCCGCGCUAUGUCGCCCCACCGACGGCUCGCUUGUUUCACGCUCUUGCUUCACGACCAUGGUGUCGGAAGGGGCCCUGCCCGUAGUAUGGUGUAUGCGCGACAACCAGCUAGUGCCUCACCAAGUAUCCGGUGUUAAGUUACAGGGGGCCGUUACAGGCGCUCAUAUUGCCGCCGUUACAGACUUUUUGCGCAUGGUGGCCGGGACUCCUAUAAUUUUACCGCACACGACUGUCCCUGAGAACAUUGACAAUGACAUCAAUAGAGAAAAGGAAAAUACAACGAGACGAAGAAAGAUGUCGAUGCAGGUUGAAGUGCCUUGCGUUUUCCUUUCGGAAAGUGCACUGCAAAAGGCAAAGAGCCGUAGCAAUUCACUAGAAGAAAAGACCUCGGAGACAGAAAAAGAAACUCUCCAGAGGAUAGCGAGGAUUAUUGAAUAUGACAAUAACAAUACGCCUUCACCAAUUUCUACCGAUGGUGAUUCGGACAUGCCACAAAGAAUUACUAGGAUUAUAGAAUUAAAUGAAGAUAGUUCGUUUUCAACUAUUACAAAUAAUGGUGAUCUUGAAAAGGAGGGACCCCUAAGAUUACCUAGGAUAAUUGAAGUCGGGAAGGACAAUGCGUUUCCAAGUAUGGCUAAAAUAAUUGAAAUGGAAAACGAAAAGUCCAACGAAAGAAGAAUUUCUUUGACAAACGAACGGGAAAUGGGUAGUGGAAUAGCUGAAAAUUAUAAUGAUGAAAUUAUAAUUAGGUCCAGACCAUCACAAAGAAGUACGCCUAGGUUUAGUGUUGACUCUUCAUGCUCCGAAAACUCUUACGUUAAUAUUGAAACCAUGAAGAGUUUACAGGAUGUAAGAAAAGAGGAAAGCACAGAAUUUGGCAAUCCCGAGUCGUUGUCUUCGUGUAAGCCUAUUGUAAGAUCCCGGUUUCGAAGAAAAAAGACGUCUGUUUGCUCAAUCGGUUCGUCGGACUGCGAUGACGAAAUCGACGUAAUUUUUAAAUCUAAACCGAAGUCUAGUCAAUGGGUGAGUCUGGAUUGGAUACCACCAGUCCCAAAAGAGGAACCAGUUAGCCCACAAGUCUGUGAUAAAAAUGAUUUCAUAUCAAAAUGGAUUGCGGACCAAAAUUCGCAAGAUCCCGGCAUAAUGCCCGACGAGCGUAGAAGAAGUUUACCACCAAAAUCAAAUGAAAUUUACCUUCAGAACAUGAGGAGGUUCAGUGAUGGACUACAGAUAUGUAAGGAAGACGCGGCAAGUGACUCUCCGGCUACUGUUAAAUGGAAAUGGCAUGACAUUGUAAAACGCCAUCUCCAAUUACUUAAAAACGACAAAGGAUUUCGUCGACAACGAGGCAGUUGGAUGAGAACAGCUCGUCGCCUGUCCGGCACAAACAUAAACGCGAAAAGUUUAGAACCACUACCCCAUGACACUUACUUUAAACUCAACACUAUGCCAUGGUACUUCCGCAAGAUAAAGCGCAUCGAAGCCGAGAAAAAACUGCUACUGCCGGAGAACGAGCACGGCGCUUUCCUUAUCCGCGAUUCGGAGAGCCGCCACAACGACUUCUCGCUAUCAGUGCGAGACGGCGACACGGUCAAGCACUAUCGCAUCAGGCAGCUGGACGAGGGGGGUUUCUUCAUCGCGCGCCGCACCACCUUCCGGACUCUCCAGGAGCUGGUAGAGCACUACAGCAAAGACGCGGACGGGCUCUGCGUCGCCCUCAACAAGCCAUGCGUACAGGUUGAGAAGCCCGUCACUGAAGGUCUGUCGCAUAGAACACGCGACCAGUGGGAAAUAGACCGGUCGUCGCUCAAGUUCGCCAGGAAACUUGGGCACGGCCAAUUCGGCGAGGUGUGGGAGGGACUAUGGAACAACACGACACCGGUCGCAAUCAAGACCCUCAAGCCGGGCACUAUGGACCCGAAGGACUUCCUCGCCGAGGCACAGAUAAUGAAGAAAUUGCGGCACAACAAACUGAUACAACUGUACGCCGUGUGCACACUUGAGGAGCCGAUUUACAUCAUUACCGAACUGAUGAAGAACGGUUCCUUGUUGGAGUACUUGCAGGGUAAAGGACGCGGCCUGAAACUGCAGCAACUAAUUGACAUGGCUGCUCAAAUCGCGGCUGGGAUGGCGUAUCUCGAGUCGCAGAAUUACAUCCACCGUGACCUGGCUGCCAGGAAUGUCCUGGUCGCGGACGCGAACAUCGUCAAAAUAGCGGACUUUGGUCUGGCGAGGCUCAUUAAGGAGGACGAGUACGAAGCGCGCGUCGGUGCCCGCUUCCCAAUAAAGUGGACGGCUCCCGAGGCGGCCAACUACAGCAAGUUCAGCAUCAAGUCCGACGUCUGGUCUUUCGGCAUAUUGCUCACCGAGCUCGUCACCUACGGCCGGAUACCUUACCCAGGCAUGACGAACGCCGAGGUGCUGCACCAAGUGGAGCACGGCUACCGGAUGCCGUGCCCGCAGAACUGCCCGGCGGCGCUCUACGAGAUCAUGCUCGAGUGCUGGCACAAGGACCCGCUGAAGAGGCCCACCUUCGAGACCCUGCAGUGGAAGCUGGAGGACUUCUUCACCAUGGACAACUCCGAGUACAAGGAGGCGUCCGCCUAC